Tarenaya hassleriana is the source of this 904-nucleotide messenger RNA. Its product is annotated as CASP-like protein 1E2. The record is from RefSeq and is a predicted model, not a curated record. The coding region runs from base 101 to 670 and encodes 189 amino acids. The transcript has 2 exons. NCBI's taxonomy places the organism in Eukaryota, Viridiplantae, Streptophyta, Magnoliopsida, Brassicales, Cleomaceae.
UCAAAAUUCGUUUAUCGAGCCAAUUAUCAUUUGGGUCUGAUCUUCUCUCUACGAUUUUUUUUUAACCAAAAAAAAAAAAAAAGAGUUUCGCAUAUUCUUGAUGGAUCAAGAGAGCAAGGAAAAGGGUUUCGACGGGAUAGAGAGAGGAUCAAACGGUCAAAAGAGUGGGAGAAUUGGGUGUGAGUUAGUGCUGAGAUUGUUGGCUUUGGUCCUGAACUUGGCAAGUGCAGUGAUUCUUGGUGUUGGCAAAGAGACCAAGAUUGUGUCUGUCAAGCUUGUUCCAACUUUGCCUGCCGUCGAUGUCUCUUCCACUGCUAAAGCCACUUACUUGUCUGCCUUUGUGUACAACAUUUCAGCAAACGCAAUCGCUUGCGGCUACGUGGCCGUUUCGACGCUGAUUCUCAUGGUCACGAGAGGCAAGAGCAAGCCCUUGGCGGCGGUGCUGCUCGUCGGCGAUCUCGUGAUGGUGGCCCUGCUUUUUUCCGGCACCGGAGCGGCCGGAGCGAUCGGGCUAAUGGGUUUUCAAGGGAACAAACACGUGAUGUGGAACAAAGUCUGCAAUGUCUUCGGGAAGUUCUGUCACACUGUCGCCUCUUCGCUCGUCAUCUCUCUCCUUGCCUCUGUCGUGUUUAUGGUUCUUGUCGUGUUUGACGCUAUGAGGGUUUCCUAAUUCUCAUUAGGCGCUUUGGGAAUUUGCUAUAUUGUGGUUUCAUCACGUUGCUAAUAACGUUACUUUGCCUGUUUCUGCCAUAAAAUUUUCUUCUUAUGAAUGUGCAUGUAUGGUCCCAUGUCCAUAUCUUUCAUACACUGUAACGCAUCUGAAAGAGAGAUGCAUAAGCAAAUCUAAAUCUUGAAUCCAAUAUUGUAAGAUAUUUUCAAGUUUUCAUGUAUUUAAUUUUUUUUU